Penicillium hordei is the source of this 243-nucleotide messenger RNA. RefSeq lists its product as uncharacterized. Lineage: Eukaryota; Fungi; Ascomycota; Eurotiomycetes; Eurotiales; Aspergillaceae. The record is from RefSeq and is a predicted model, not a curated record. The transcript has a single exon. The coding region runs from base 1 to 243 and encodes 80 amino acids.
AUGCGACUCUUCGAACUUCAGGUUGUCGCUUUGGCUCAUCUUGUCAUCUCCCUGAAUGGCUUUGCUGUUGCAGAGCAUGGGAACAGCUCACUCCACGCUCGCGCUACACACGUUGCUUCUCCCGUGGCAUCUUCUUCGCCCUCGCCUUCCCCUACUGGAGAUACUCAGAAGCCACCGGAAUGCACCGGGGUCUUUAGACAGUGCUGUAGUGACUCCACGACCACUACUGAGGAUGUUGUAUAA